AUGUCCGUUGCAGGAGUAGCCCUUCACGUAGCAUCCGGCAAACGAGAAACUCCAAUUGAUGGAACACCGAUUGACUUUUUAAAUAUUUAUGACAAUGCUUGGAAUGGUAAUCCGAACCUACGACCGAACAUCUCCGAAAUACGCUGCAUGUUAGAUAAGGUACAAAUGGAUCUAACUAGUUACAGUAAUAAAGAUGAAAAUAGUCCAAAUCAAUGUGUAGAAAAACCUCCACACAUAAACAUAUAUAGCGCACAAAAAGUAAAAUUUAUUAACCUUUUCGCCUUAAAUAAAGGUAAAAACAUUGAUGGAUUUGAUUUCUGCCAAGGGAAUGGAUCUGUUAUGCGUAAUAUUGGUGAUCUAAAAAUGCGUAAAAUACAUAUGCGUUCUCCGACAAUUUAUCUUCCGAAUCAUAAGGUUUCACCUUGGAUUGAUUUGAGCAAUUCGUGUUUAUUUACAAAUCAAAGAGACACAGUAAAUAUUUUAAAAGAUGACAGCGUACGAAUUCAUAUUCCAGUUGCAACUGUACAAUAUACAUGUAAAGCAACAAAUGAAUUUAUUCAGGAUGUUAAAAGUGUACUUAGCCUUUCAGAUCCGCCAGAAGUCAAAAGGAAGUUAGAAAUGAUAUUUAAUUAUUAUGGUAAUUAUGUAGUUACAAAGGUCACACUUGGUGGUGCUAUUACUAUUAGGGAUUGGUCAAAAAUCUCUAAAGAAAAUAAAUCAUAUUUAAUGUGUUAUGUUCAAUGGGGAGUUGAUUAUGUGAGAGGGAAUGCUUUAAAUAUUUUUGAAGAUGUAUUACUUGAUAAGCUACCACGUCUUGAAACUUCAUCCAAUAUAGAAACUAUUAAAGAUUUAUAUAAUUGGUUUAAAAGUUUAUAUGAUUGCAAAUUUGCAGAAAUCACAUCAUAUGAUGAAUUUAUUCCAUCUUAUGAACUUUUACCAGAAGAGUUACAACGACAAUUACGUAAUAUUAUUGGGUUUAAACUAGCUAAAAGAUUCCCUCGCUUGACAUUAAUUCCAAAUAUUCCUACUGGAUAUGAUGCUCAUGAUAUUCUCGAGUGGAUAACAUUUGAAUCGUUACAUAAUUUAUAUCUUUGUAAUUGGGUCCACGAUAAUGUAUUGCAACAUGGUGUAAUUUUCCAACGUUCAAAGCUAAGACGUGGUCAAAAGGCUGCACUUAAAUUUAUAAAGGAACCUAAAAUAAUCAAAGUAAAUGAGAUUAUCAUUAUAUUAUCACAACCAAAGACUGAUGAAGAGGCUUAUAUGUUAGAAAAUGGUAUAAUUUUAAAUAAUGAAUUAGAACUUGAUAAGAUUAAUUUUACAGAAUAUAGUUCAACACUUAAUGUUCCUCUGGAGGAUUUCAAACGUUCUAAACAUAAAUUUGCUAAUGCAAUUUAUUGCCAAAUUAUUUUUCGCGCGAUUAAUCUUUCUUUUGACCAGUCAGAUAUUAAAUAUUUACAAGAAUUUACAGAUGCAAUAAAUUCAGAACUUUAUAGUAAAGAGCCAUUUAAAAAUCUUUGCAGGUUACUUGGGAACGAUUAUGGACAUUUACUGCCAAGAACUUUUAUGUUAGGUGGAGUUUUAUCAAAAAAAUAUAUAUCAGAUUAUAAUCCUACAAACAUUAAGAAACGAGAAUUUAUAUUUGAUGGAAAUGAUCCUAACGCUCUUCAAAAAAUUGAAACCCUUUUAAAGGAGUGGAAUAUUGAAUAUAGAGAUAUCGACACAUCAAUUUUUCUUAAUAAUAGAGGUGAAGCCGUUAGCCGUAAUAAAAUUGGAGAUUGGUGGCAAAAGCUUGCAAAUAAGCCUAAUGAUUGGGAAGUUAUAUCUUUAGAAAAUUGGAUGCCAAUAUGUGAUAUUAUUUUUAAGGGGGAAAUUUUAUUACAAAGUCAAGAUACUGUAAUUAUUAAAUUUCCUGAUCCACUUGACGAUAAUGAUUAUCAUAUUGUUGGAAAUGUUGUCAAAAAAAAUGGUGAUUGCUGGGACAAUGUACCAGAAGCAACAGUUAUAUUCGAUUGCAUUGACAGAAGUACGUGUGAAGCACAUAUUAAAAAUAAUUCUGGAAUAAGGUAA
Molecule: messenger RNA, 2067 nt
Organism: Cetraspora pellucida
Lineage: Eukaryota; Fungi; Glomeromycota; Glomeromycetes; Diversisporales; Gigasporaceae
Source: the annotation of a GenBank genome assembly